Mycotypha africana is the source of this 384-nucleotide messenger RNA. RefSeq lists its product as uncharacterized. The transcript is spliced from 2 exons. Bases 1 to 384 code for a protein of 127 amino acids. NCBI's taxonomy places the organism in Eukaryota, Fungi, Mucoromycota, Mucoromycetes, Mucorales, Mycotyphaceae. The record is from RefSeq and is a predicted model, not a curated record.
AUGAAUCCAACUUAUAACCAUCGAGUGUAUCCCCAGCAAAAACCAGUAUACCAGAAAUUUGGUAAUUUGGAAUCUAGUCAACGCCAGCAAGUUGUUUUUGAACCUUUGAGCAGCGUUGACGUCCCGGUUUCAAUUAUUGAACAGGUUCUGCAAAAAGAAUACUUUGGCCGAGAACAAUCUUCAAUGCUUCAACAGUGUUGGAAUGGCAAUUGUUGCAUAUUUGAGAGAGCCUCUAUUCGCUUCAAGGCACACCAAAAAACUCCAACGGCACCGGCUUUGUGGCCUAUUAUGAUUGCCACUACAAAUACAAUUAGGGGGACAUCUCUAGCGUUACCUACACUGAAGGAGUCAAAAUUCCACUGGCUCUUUACAGAAUUAUUGUAA